Acaulospora morrowiae is the source of this 216-nucleotide messenger RNA. The record is from the annotation of a GenBank genome assembly. Lineage: Eukaryota; Fungi; Glomeromycota; Glomeromycetes; Diversisporales; Acaulosporaceae.
ACCACUAACCUUCGCAAAGAAGUUUCUUUGGCAACUGGAGUUGGUGAGGCAACUGUUGCCUGUAUUCUUGCUGAAUAUAAUAAAACUGGAAAGGUUAAAGCAUCAAUACAAGGUUACCGGAUUUCCAAAGACUUUCAAGAAGAAUACUUAAGUGCUAUUCAUAACCUUAUUUUUUCUGCGAACAAAGAUGAUAUUCCAACCACCCUUCGAACACUG